AAUUGAUUUGGCAUUUGAUAUAUAAGUCAACUGAAAUUUUUUACUUAACGAAAUUAACAUUUUAAAUAUUGAAACAAAAGUCUAUUCUGUAAGGUAAAUUCUGUUAAUCCCAUAACGAAUACUACAAGGCAAGCCAUUUACCAAAAAGGUUUUUCGAUAAUUAUUACAAAUUUGAUCAAUAAAUAUGAAUUAUUCGUCAUCAAUUAAACAAAGUUUCACUUCUUUAACCAAUGACAAUGAAACGUAUGGGACACUAAUUCUUAUGGAAGCUAAGCCAGAAACAUAUUCAGGUCAAAAAAUGGAUCUAGAUUCUAGCCAAUCAGCUCACAUAGUAAUCUCACAAACAUCCGAUUUAAUUAAUCGCCAAAAAAGUCAAAGAAGAUCACUGCGAAGUUUGGUGACUAUGGGACCGAUUGGACCUAAAUAUUCAGAGCAUACACUCAAAUCAAUGGGCGAUCAGAAUGAGCUUGAACUGGAGUUAUCGAAUGCGAGUCAAGAAGAACGAACAUCUAAACCAGAAGCACAUAAAGAAAUAACCAUAGUUGAUAAAGACUUAACUAAUAACAUACAUCGACUUACCCAAUUGUUAGUAAACAAAAUGGAGCCCACGGGCGAAAAUGAUCUUCAGCUUUUGAAGCUAUUUGGAAAGGAGCGAAAAAAGUACAAGUCUUUGAUAUUGUCUUUGAACAAACAGACGGAUGAGCAUGAGGCUCGAUCGUAUUUAUCACUCAUAAAUCAUAAUUACGAUGGUAUUAUGAAAGAUCUGGAUCGAGAAAAUCGUCGUAAAAAGCUAAUGAGUGAUUCCGCCAAAUCGAGUAUGAUAUAUCGCGAUGACAACUUACAAGAUGACAAUGGUGAAUAUGAAUUAAGGAAUGAUUUGAAUGAAGAAUAUAUUGAACUAUUGCGAGCCAAGUGGUCGCUUUAUUUCGCUCAAAUGGCAAAGACUCCAAUUGAGCAGAAACUCGAGAAUCAGCGCAAACAAAAAGAAGCUGAAUUGACCGCUCUGAGGGCAGAACGCAAAAGAAUUCGCCUUGAGAAGCAACAUAAGAUGAAGCAACAUCAUCCCAGACCCAUUACACAAUUGUAUACAGCACCACGUCUCACCCAUCGUAUGCGUCAGGUGAUCGAGGAAAGGGCAAAUGCUGCCAAAGCUCGGGUACAGUCUCUCAAUUCAACAAAUGCCCAAGUGGAUGACAGUAAAACGACAUUGGUUAAAGGUGUCAUAAAAACUUCAAUACCAAUAUCUCCAUCUGAAAAUUUAUGUUUUGCUAAUAUUGUUCAUGAGAUGAUGUCUAGAAAUCGAUGCUGCGAUAAAUCUCAUUCAAAGUGAUCCAAAUGUAUAAACUAGCCAAAGGCAAACAGGAUUAUAAAGUCCAUCUUAUUCUCGCGAAAGUGUAGGCUCUGCAUAACAAAAGUGGGUGGAAAACUUUGGGCAAGCUUUUCAGUUUUAAUCUGUCUUAAACCUACACACACCCACGCACAUGCUAACAAGGAUCUAUGU
Molecule: messenger RNA, 1501 nt
Organism: Drosophila willistoni
Lineage: Eukaryota; Metazoa; Arthropoda; Insecta; Diptera; Drosophilidae
Exons: 3
Coding region: 185-1330 (381 amino acids)
Source: RefSeq, a predicted model, not a curated record